AUGUCAGAGAGAGACUCAUUAGUGAAGGACUCGUUGCAUGAGUUGAUUGGAUUCGUGGACAAGUCGACCGUCAGGUUUGUCAACCAUCUGAUCGACAAGUCGGCCGACAUCGAAGAGUUCAAGACUAAAGUGAAGAAUGCUUUGGGAACCGAUGAUCACCAAAAGGUGGACAACUUCUCGCACGAGUUGUGGAGUCAGUUGAGGCCUAAUAGGAGUCAAACGAAACGCAGACUUAAGACUAAAACCAUCGAAGAAGUAGAGGAAAGGGUUGAUUUGACGCCACACGAGACAAAUGCCUCGCAAAAGAGUGGUUCCAAAGGGACAGACAGUUCGCGGAGAGGCUAUGAAAGCGACGAAUCGAUGGAUUCUUCGGAAGAGGAAAGGGUUCGCGAUUUGAAAGAAAGGGACGAAUUCUCCGAAAGACUUAAACUCAAGGAUAAGAAUAAGACGCGAAAUAUCGCCACAAAUAAUGACAAGAAGUCGUACGAAGAGGCGGCCAAACGGCUGAAACUGGAGGCCGAAGACCGCAAGAAAAUUGUGCCCAAACUGAGGGUUGAGUCGAGACGACUGUAUUUGGAAAAGAGAAAAGAAGACAAAUUAGCUCUUCUUGAGGGAGACAUCGCUGACGAGGAAUAUCUGUUUAAUGACGUGAAUCUGACGGAGAAAGAGAAGGCAGGACUCGAGUACCGGAAGAAAGUGUUGCAUUUGGCGCGAGAGCACGACAGGGCCCGCGAUCUCGAGAAAGUGCAGAGAUAUCACAUCCCCAGCGAAGACAAGGACAGUGAGUACGUGGAAGUGGACGACACGGAAAGGGCGCCGAACGCCGAGCAGAAGAAGUGGGAGGAAGAGAGACUCGGAAUCGCGAGACUCCGGUUCGGCGCCAAAGACGCCAAUCGAAAGGCGAGGAAGGAAUACGAGUUAGUAAUGGACGCAGAGAUUGAAUUCGUGCAGUCGUUGACCAUCGAUGGCAACCACUUUGAAGAGGAAGACGAAGAGAAGGACGAGAAGAAGACAAAGCGACAAACCCUUGAUGAGACGAGACGUUCGCUCCCUAUAUAUCCGUUUAAGGAAGAGCUGAUUGAAGCGAUUAGAGAGCAUCAGGUGCUCAUCAUUGAGGGCGAGACCGGCUCUGGAAAGACCACUCAAAUCCCGCAAUACUUACAUGAGUCGGGCUUUUGUAAUGACAACAAAAAGGUCGGUUGUACUCAACCGCGUCGAGUGGCGGCCAUGAGUGUGGCGGCGCGGGUGGCCGAGGAGAUGGGCGUCAAACUGGGCAAUGAAGUCGGUUACAGCAUUCGGUUCGAGGACUGCACGAGUGAGCGAACUGUCCUUAAAUACAUGACCGACGGAAUGCUUUUAAGGGAAUUCCUGUCCGAACCGGACUUGUCUUCGUAUUCGGUUAUCAUUGUAGACGAAGCGCACGAACGGACACUCCAUACGGAUGUGCUCUUCGGACUCGUCAAAGAUAUCGCCCGCUUUAGGCCUGACCUCAAGCUCUUAAUCUCUUCGGCGACACUCGACGCACAAAAGUUCAGUGAGUUCUUCGACGACGCGCCUGUGUUUCGUAUACCCGGCCGUCGAUUUCCUGUCGACAUAUACUACACGAAAGCACCGGAAGCCGAUUACAUAGAAGCCUGUGUUGUGACUAUUCUUCAGAUCCAUGUGACCCAACCUUUAGGUGAUGUUCUGGUGUUCCUUCCGGGACAGGAAGAGAUAGAACAGACUCAGGAAAUACUUCAGGAAAGACAACGCAAAUUAGGCUCUCGAAUACGUGAACUCCUCAUAAGACCCAUUUACUCCAACCUACCCACUGAUAUGCAGGCACAGGUGUUUGAGCCCACGCCCCCUAACGCCCGCAAAGUAGUGCUCGCAACCAAUAUCGCCGAGACAUCCCUUACCAUUGAUAACAUUCUGUUUGUAAUAGACCCGGGAUAUUGUAAACAAAAUAGUUUUAAUCCGCGCACAGGAAUGGAGUCUCUAAUAGUAGUUCCCAUUUCUAAAGCCAGUGCUAAUCAAAGGGCUGGUCGUUCCGGUCGAGUGGCGGCGGGAAAGUGUUUCCGACUGUUCACUGCGUGGGCGUAUCAGCACGAACUCGAAGACAAUACCAUUCCUGAGAUACAAAGAGUUCAUUUGGGAAAUGUUGUCCUCACUCUCAAGAGUUUAGGCAUUAAUGAUAUCUUGCACUUUGACUUCUUAGACCCUCCGCCUCACGAGACACUCGUCUUAGCGUUGGAACAGUUGUACGCUUUGGGAGCACUCAACCAUUUGGGUGAACUCACUCGACUCGGCCGACGAAUGGCUGAGUUUCCCGUCGAUCCCAUGAUGUCUAAGACAUUGAUUGCUUCUGAGAAGUAUGGCUGCAGUGAAGAGAUUGUGACCAUAUCUGCGAUGUUGAGUGUGAACGCAUCGGUAUUCUAUAGACCCAAAGAUAAGGCCAUUCACGCGGACACCGCCAGAAAGAACUUCUUCCAGAUGGGCGGCGAUCACCUGAUGCUCGUCAACGUCUACAACCAAUGGGCGGAAUCCGGUUAUUCGCGGCAGUGGUGUCUCGAGAACUUUAUUCAGUACCGAUCCAUGUGUAGGGCCCGGGAUGUCAGGGACCAGUUGGAGGGACUCAUGGAAAGAGUGGAAAUAGAGCUCAAGUCGUGCGAUAGCGACAACAUUGUCAUCAGGAAAGCUAUCACUUCUGGCUAUUUCUACCACACGGCCAGAAUCUCGAGGACUGGCGGACAAUACAAGACAGUGAAGGGUCAGCAGACGGUUCUCAUUCAUCCCAACUCUUCCCUGUUUGAGGAGAAGCCGCGUUGGCUUCUGUACCACGAAUUGGUUCUCACGACCAAAGAAUAUAUGCGACAAACCAUUGAAAUCGAGUCCCAAUGGCUUCUGGAAGUGGCGCCGCAUUACUAUAAGGACAGAGAGCUCGAGGACUCAACCAAUAAGAAAAUGCCAAAACAAUUGGGAAAAUCUAAUAAUGACUUGAAUAGAGUUUAUCCGAAGUUAUAG
Oppiella nova is the source of this 3003-nucleotide messenger RNA. NCBI's taxonomy places the organism in Eukaryota, Metazoa, Arthropoda, Arachnida, Sarcoptiformes, Oppiidae. The record is from the annotation of a GenBank genome assembly.